Molecule: messenger RNA, 504 nt
Organism: Styela clava
Lineage: Eukaryota; Metazoa; Chordata; Ascidiacea; Stolidobranchia; Styelidae
Source: RefSeq, a predicted model, not a curated record
AUGAAGAUGAAGAACAACAAAACACAGGGAAUACCAACGACAAAUAUACCAACUUUUCAGACAUGGGGCUGUGAAGAUGAAGAACAGAAUGAAGAAUCAAACACAAAUAUACCGGAUUUUAAGAUUUACGACUAUGAAGAUGAAGAACAGGUGGAAGACCAAAGUACAACUAUAUCAAAUUUUAAGAUAUUAGAUUAUGAAGAUGAAGAACAGGAGGACGGCCCAAGGACAAAUAUAUCAACUUACCAGAUAAUGGACUAUGAGGAUGAAGAACAGAAUGAAGACCAAGACUAUGAAGAUGAAGAACAGAAAGAAGAACCGAGGAAAAAUAUACCAAACUAUGAAGAUGAAGAACAGAAAGAAGAACCGAGGACAAAUAUACCAACUUUUGAGAAACAGGACUAUGAAGAUGAAGAACAGAAGGAAGACCAAAGGACAAAUAUAACAAAUUUAGGACUAGAAGAUGAAGAACAGAAGGAAGACCCAAGGACAUAUAUCAAGUAA